AUGGCAGAAGUUAAAGGUGCUCUUGAAGCUCUUGACAAGAUGAACAUUGGCAAGAAAGAGCAAAAUAAUGUUGAAUUAAGUCAGACAGAUUCCAUUGAAAAUCCUUUAGAAAAAAAAGAUAUUAUUAAACAGUUAGAUAAUAGUGGUAAAAAUGAUGAAAAUAAAAUAACAAUAAGUUUAGAAAGUUUUACUGAUUCACAAGAUUCUCUGGAAUGUGAAAAAAAAGUCCCUGUAGAAGACAAAAUAUAUGACUUUGAUGAAAAGAAACAUGGUGUAAGAAUGACAGAAGCCUUUUUAAUGAAACAUUGUAAAGAACACAAUCUCUAUCAUACUCCAUAUCUUAAUGAUGUUCUGUAUCUUCACUACAAAGGAUUUUCUUUCAUUGAAAAUCUAGUGAAAUACACUGGCCUGAAGUGCCUUUGGUUGGAAAAUAAUGGUAUUCGUGAGAUUGCAAACUUGGAUAAUCAGAUUGAAUUAAAAUGUCUUUAUCUGCAUCACAAUUUGAUUGGUAAGAUUGAAAAUCUGGAAUGUUUGAUGAAACUCGAUACUCUCAAUUUAUCCCACAAUAUGAUCAAGAAAAUUGAAAAUCUUGAUAGUUUAAAACUGUUAAAUACUUUAAAUAUAUCUCACAACUUUUUACAACAUGUGGAAGACAUUGAUCAUCUAAAAUACCUAGAAAACCUUUCCAUCUUAGAUAUUUCACAUAAUCGUUUAGAAGCUGCAGCAAUAAUUGAGGUAUUUGCUUCUAUGAAAUCUCUGCGUGUAUUGACACUAAUGGGUAAUCCAGUACUAAGAUCUAUUCAAGUAUACCGGAAAACAAUGAUAUUAAAAUGUAAAAAUCUUCGAUACCUGGAUGAUCGACCAGUAUUUCCUCUAGAACGGGCUUGUGCUCAAGCUUGGGAACGUGGUGGCAAUGAAGAAGAAAUGGCUGAACGAAAAAGGUGGCAAGAAGCAGAGCAGCAAAAAAUUCAUGAUAGUGUUUUUAGACUAUUAAAAAUAAGGAAAGAGCAUGAAAAUAGAAGCAAAGAAACUUUAACACAAUUAUCAGAGGAUGAAUCAUUAACUGAAAAAAAUGAUCAAGAUGCAGAACUAGAAAAUAUUGAUGAAUCAUCAGGAGAUUCAGAAAUCUUUAGAAUAUUUCAUUCCUCUUCUGAUGAAGAUUUUACUCAAAAAAUAGAUGAAGAGAUAAUCGAGGAAGAAGGAAAAAAUAUUUUAGAUUUGAGUGUCUUAAGAAAGAUUCCUCUAUCAAUGGGUUUUGAAAUGCCAAGGAAGCCUCUAAUAGAUGUGACAGAUUCUACAAAAAAUAAUAAUUAUCAUGAAAAUACAUCAAACGUGACGGAUAAAAUUCUAGAAAAAUCUGGUAUGGAAAUAGAAGAAGUUAAAGGGAGUGAAGAUAUUGACAACGAGGAAAACUUUUUAGUGAAAGUUGAAGUACCAAAAAGGCCGUUGAUAGAAGUAAUCGAAAGUAAAGAUAAUGAAGAUGCUUUAAGAUCUGAAAUAUCUGAAAUAACACAAAAUAAAAGUAUAUCACAGUCAUUAGAAAUGCAGGUAGCACAAAGUAAAUAA
Chelonus insularis is the source of this 1566-nucleotide messenger RNA. It is a transcript of the gene dtr, whose product is annotated as defective transmitter release. Gene Ontology annotation, molecular function: protein binding. Lineage: Eukaryota; Metazoa; Arthropoda; Insecta; Hymenoptera; Braconidae. The transcript is spliced from 6 exons. The record is from RefSeq and is a predicted model, not a curated record. Bases 1 to 1566 code for a protein of 521 amino acids.